AUGUCCGCUAAGCUCCUGCUGGUUUUCUUCCUCCUCUCAGUGUUCCACGCCCGUUCCAGAAAGGUUGAAGAGGAUGAAUAUGAAGAUGGAACAACCAACCAAAAAUGGGUUUUAGCUCCAAAAACACAAGACACAGAUGUGACCUUGAUACUAAACAAGCUGUUGAGAGAGUAUGACAAAAAACUACGGCCAGAUAUUGGAUUAAAACCAACAGUUAUUGAUGUUGACAUUUAUGUCAACAGCAUUGGUCCUGUAUCAUCAAUAAAUAUGGAAUAUCAAAUUGAUAUAUUUUUUGCUCAGACGUGGACAGACAGCCGUCUUCGCUUCAACAGCACCAUGAAAAUUCUGACUCUAAACAGCAAUAUGGUUGGUUUGAUCUGGAUCCCAGACACAAUAUUUCGGAACUCCAAGACAGCAGAAGCACACUGGAUCACCACCCCAAACCAGCUCCUCCGAAUAUGGAAUGAUGGCAAGAUCCUGUACACCCUCAGGCUUACCAUCAAUGCUGAGUGCCAGCUGCAGCUACACAAUUUCCCAAUGGAUGAACACUCAUGUCCGCUGAUAUUCUCAAGCUAUGGCUAUCCUAAAGAAGAAAUGAUUUACAGAUGGAGAAAAAACUCAGUGGAAGCUGCUGACCAGAAAUCUUGGAGACUCUAUCAGUUUGACUUUAUGGGUCUCAGAAAUACUUCAGAAAUUGUGAACACCUCUGCAGGUGAUUAUGUAGUCAUGACUAUAUACUUCGACUUAAGUAGAAGAAUGGGAUACUUCACUAUUCAAACAUACAUUCCCUGUAUAUUAACUGUUGUACUUUCCUGGGUGUCCUUUUGGAUUAAAAAAGAUGCCACACCAGCAAGAACAGCAUUAGGGAUUACUACAGUAUUGACCAUGACAACUUUGAGCACCAUUGCAAGAAAGUCAUUACCCCGUGUCUCCUAUGUCACCGCUAUGGAUUUGUUUGUGACUGUAUGCUUUCUAUUUGUAUUUGCUGCUCUGAUGGAGUACGCAACGCUCAACUACUACUCCAGUUGCAGGAAACCAAACUGUACUAAGAAGAAAAAGUCGCUACCUGAUGUCAGUUUUGGUCAUGUGAUGAAUUAUUCUGUACUUGAUAUGAGACCACCAACUACAGUCAUCACAUUGAACAAUGCCAUGUAUUGGCAAGAAUUUGAAGAGGCAUGUGUCUAUGAAUGUCUGGAUGGGAAAGACUGCCAGAGUUUUUUCUGUUGUUAUGAAGAAUGUAAAUCAGGCUCAUGGAGGAGAGGACGGAUUCACAUAGACAUCUUAGAAUUGGACUCUUACUCUAGGGUCUUUUUUCCUACGUCCUUCCUGCUCUUUAACCUGGUCUACUGGGUUGGAUACCUCUAUCUUUAAAAGUUGCCUGUAGUGGUGAAGACUGCUAUGUUUUCACACUGAGGAGAGAUGGUGAAAGUGCAGCAAAAGUGAAGGACAUGGUCAGUUUCAUCUCAAAUUAUAAAGGCCACA
Molecule: messenger RNA, 1482 nt
Organism: Centrocercus urophasianus (Greater sage-grouse)
Lineage: Eukaryota; Metazoa; Chordata; Aves; Galliformes; Phasianidae
Gene: GABRG3
Product: gamma-aminobutyric acid type A receptor subunit gamma3
Exons: 10
Coding region: 1-1371 (456 amino acids)
Biological process (GO): monoatomic ion transmembrane transport; chloride transport; regulation of postsynaptic membrane potential
Cellular component (GO): synapse; postsynapse; dendrite membrane
Molecular function (GO): benzodiazepine receptor activity; transmitter-gated monoatomic ion channel activity involved in regulation of postsynaptic membrane potential; GABA-A receptor activity
Source: RefSeq, a predicted model, not a curated record